CAUUUGGGCCCUCCUCCUCAGGAAGAGGGGACGCCAGACAAGGACUGCCUUCAGCAGCUGUGCCUGCCGUCGCUCUGCGAUGCCCCGUUCAUUCUUAGCGAGGAUCUGCAGGCAGUAGCGUGGGACUAAGCAGGGGAAGGAUGCAUUUAAAGCAGGAUGCGUGCCGGACGCAGGGAGAAACGCUCGUGUUAGCAGCAGCGGCAGCAGCAGUAGCGGCGAGUGCGGAGGGCCAGGGAAGCGACCACCCCCUCUCUCUCCUUCUUUUCCUCCCCCCCUGCAGGACCAUGCUGGCGUGAGGGAUGAGGCUGUGCACAGAGACGCCAGGCCAGAGCUGCGGCCUACUUCUUCUCACAAGAGCCGGGCUCUCGACUGCAAGAUCUGUGAACGCGACGCCACCAUCAAAUCAGCAUCUUUGGUCACCAGGUAGGUCCAGGAGCAUGAGCAGGAUUCUGAGCCGCGGGAGCAGAUGUCUGGGUACAAGCGCAUGCGGCGGCAGCACCAGAAGCAGCUGAUCGCCCUGGAGAACAGGCUGAAGGCAGAGAUGGACGAGCAUAAGCUCCGCUUGCAGAAGGAGGUGGAGACCCACGCCAACAACACUUACAUUGAACUGGAGAGGUUGGCCAAGCGACACACAGCCCAAACAGACAAAGAGAUCAAAGCAGCUUUGGUGGAGGAGAAGAGGACACAGCAGCAGAUCUUGGUGCAGCAGAAGAAGGAGCUGACCACCUUCUUGGAGAACCAGAAGAAGGAGUACAGGCUCUGCAAAGACAAGAUCAAAGAAGAGAUGAGCGAGGACCCCAGCACCCCCAAGGAGGAGAAGCAGGAGCGUCUGUCCAGGCACAAGGAGACGGUGCAGCGCUCCCAGGCUGAGGAGGAGGCUCACCUCCUGACCCAGCAGAGGCUGGUCUACGACAAGAGCUGCCGGUCUCUCAAACGCAGGACCCUGGUCCGGAGGCACGAGUUUGAACAGGAGCAAAUGAGAGAGGAGCUUAACAAGAAGAAGACCCAGAAGGAGAUGGAGCAGGCCCUGAUGAUACGGCAGGACGAGUCCACCCAGGAGCUGGAGAGCCGGCAGCUGCAGAUGCUGCAGAGGCUGAGGCUGGAGCUGAUUGGCCUGCAGCACCAGACCGAGCUGGAGAACCAGGAGGAGUACAACGGCCGACGCCAAAGGGAGUUGCACCGCAAGCACGCCCUGGAGCAGAGGCAGCAGCCGCGGAACCUCAAGACGCUGGAGAUGCAGAUCAAGAAGCAGUUCCAGGACACCUGCAAGGUGCAGAACAAGCAGUACAAGGCCCUGAGGAACCAUCAGCUGGAGGUCGCUCCCAAGAGCGAGCACAAGGGCAUCCUGAAGAGCCUGAAGGAGGAGCAGACACGCAAGCUGGCCGUGCUGGCUGAGCAGUACGAGCACAGCAUCAACGAGAUGAUGGCGUCCCAGGCGAUGCGCUUGAACGAGGAGCAGGAAGCGGAGAUCCAGGCCCUCAAACAGCAGCUGCAGCAGGAGGUGGAGCUACUGGACGCCUACCAGAACAAGACGAAGGCCCAGACGGAGGCUCAGCACGAGAAGGAACAGCUGAAGCUGCAGCAGAAGGUCUCCAUACGCAGGGCCCACCUGGAGCAGAAGAUUGAAGAGGAGCUGGACUCACUUCAGAAGGAACGCACGGAACGCAUCAAGCAGCUGUUCGAGCGCCAGGAGAGAGAAAUUGAGAUGUUCGAGGUGGAGAGCGCUCGGCUGGGCUUUGGCAGCCUGGGGUCUCUGGACUUUCCCAAGGAAGAGGACAGAUGAAAGCGGACGCUGGCGCGGGGGACGGAACUCUUCACGGCAGGACGCCGGGCGCGGACACGCGCGCCCAGGCCGUUCUCACCGUCGGCUCAACCGCCAGGUCUCCGACACGGCGGCAACUCCCUGACAACUCUCUCGUAUCGCUUUCUGCACUCUUUAGGUAUCACAUCGCAGCUUCGAAGUGUUACUGGACGUGUAACGACAAAUUAUUUUGUGAAACUUCAAAGGGGGGAUGUGGGGGGGAUGCAGCAAAAAGCUAAAAAAUAUCCUACAACACAAAUCAAACCAAGUGGAUGUAAACUCAGAAAGUGACGCAGCGGAGAUUACAACAAACUAGAAGAAAUGACGUCAUACGAACAGACCAACCCUUUUCUCCAUACCAUUGGUCCUACUUUUUUGGUAUGAAUUGAGUCAAUUCAGGAAAUUUUUGUAAAAAUAAAAUAAAAAAUAACAAUAAAAAAAUAAAAAACGAGCACUUUGAUAUGUUUAAGUAUGAACCCAUCGUGUUCAUAUGAUGCUAAACACGUAUAUCACGUAAAAGGAUUGUGUGGAAUGUGAGCAGCGGACUAGCGAGCCCGGUGAUUGGCUGCUUGAUCUGUUUUUCUCAGAAUGUGAACAGUUAUGGAUGACGGUCUUUGAAUGAAGUCAGAGCUUGUAUGUAGACAGUUUUAUUGAGAGUUUUUACAUGCUUACAUAUUGUGCUAAUUCAUUCAGUAUAGUCCUUUGCUUCUUUUUUUUUUAAGGAUUACGGUACUUUCUUUUUCCUUGUUCAAUAUGUAGGAUUAAUUGGCAUCCGUUUGAUCAACCUGUGUACUUUUAUCACAAUGAUUCAACUUGGUAAAACUGCUUAUUAUUGCAUGCACUUUAAAGACAAAUUCAGGUUGUGAAGUGAAGCAUGAAUCUGUCAGAGAUUUUAGCUGUUUGUAAAUAAAAGUGGUCAUAGCCUUUUGUUUUAAAGCCUAUUAGUACUGGACAUAAGCUCCAUAUUUAAAACGACAAUUUCACAAAUGCCUUUAUUUAAGUUGUGCCUACAAAGCUGUUUUUAUUUAUUGUUAUUUCCUUUAGGUUAGCACAGCCAGCACCAUUGUUUCAUCCAUCCAGAAUUGUGAAUCAUCUAAUGUUCUCUAAUCAAAGGUCUUGUAAAGGAAAAUGGUGAGAAUUGUGCUGUAUAACUUUUGAUAUGAAUAUUUGUAUAUGAGAAUAUAGAUAGAACAUACAAAAGCAUUGGUCAACUACUAAUGACAGAACUUUACAUUCUAAGAUUUUUUUUCUUUACACAUAGAACAUACAUUAUCAUACUGUAGUUUAACGUACUUAUAAUUCAAACCAAUGAAGACUUUUAUCCGAUUGUAUACCUUAAAUGCAGUUCAAUGGUAUCACAGUACAACUGUUCGUACAUUGAUCUUUUUAAUAUGUCUGGUUAUAGUUAACUAGCAGGUGGUUGCUAUGAUCUGGGUUGUAUUCAAGUUAUUGGUGUUUAGUCAUCAGAUUUACAAUGUUUUGCAAUGUUUUCAUAGAUAUUGAACAGGUUGCACAAUGUGUCCAUUAGUGGUACCACCAGUAAAGGAAAGGGGGUUUGUUUGGUGCUUGAUUUCUAAUACCACCAUUAGCCUUUGUAGGUUUGGACUCAGAUGGUAGGACUGAAUUCAAUGCCUGUCUAUUGGUUUUGCAUACUGCUCCGAAAGUGUGAGCAGAGACCAGACUCGAUUUGAAAUACAAUUGGAUGUGAGAUGUUCAGAUCCUUGACUAAUGCUUUAUUUAGCUUGCCACAUGCAAUGAAAUGAGAGGGAUUGUUCCC
Messenger RNA from Osmerus eperlanus (European smelt), 3578 nucleotides. It is a transcript of the gene taok3b, whose product is annotated as TAO kinase 3b. The coding region runs from base 467 to 1783 and encodes 438 amino acids. The record is from RefSeq and is a predicted model, not a curated record. Gene Ontology annotation, molecular function: protein serine/threonine kinase activity. Gene Ontology annotation, biological process: regulation of cytoskeleton organization; protein phosphorylation. Lineage: Eukaryota; Metazoa; Chordata; Actinopteri; Osmeriformes; Osmeridae. Gene Ontology annotation, cellular component: cytoplasm. The transcript has 8 exons.